This is a messenger RNA of Labrus bergylta (ballan wrasse), 2554 nucleotides long. Lineage: Eukaryota; Metazoa; Chordata; Actinopteri; Labriformes; Labridae. The record is from RefSeq and is a predicted model, not a curated record.
UGUUCGGAUGAUAACAAACCAGAAUCAACCUCUUUAGAGUUUUCUUCUGUGGAGAAUAAUUAGUGUGCUUGGAUUGCCACGAUAGUAUUUGUGUGAUUCUUGGAUCAUGGCUUGUGGAAUACUUCCCUUCAGUCUUUGCGUGAAAUGGCGAACUGGCUGCGGACAAAACUGGCUGCUGCUCGUUUUCUUCUUGUAUCUCAACCAAAUGGUCGGUGGACAUAUCCGAUAUACAAUCCCGGAGGAGAUGAAGAAAGGUUCCCUUAUCGGAAAUGUAGCACAGGAUCUAGGUUUGGAUCUGAAAAGGCUCCGUUCAGGGCGGGCCCGUAUCGUGACCGGAGAUAGCAUCCAGUACACCGAGCUGAAGACAGACAAAGGGAUUCUCGUCGUGAAAGAAAUAAUAGACCGAGAGCAGCUUUGUGGAGAGGUCGAACCUUGCAGUUUCAGCUUUGAAAUAAUUUUGGAAAAUCCUAUGGAGUUGCAUCACAUAACAAUUGAAGUUUUAGACGUAAAUGAUCAUCCCCCGGUAUUUAAGAAAUCUGACAUUAUGUUAGAUAUAAGCGAGUCUGCUGUCCUCGGGGCGCGAUUUGUGCUUGACAGUGCAGAGGACCCUGAUGUUGGCAUCAAUGGUCUUCAGAAUUAUGUUUUAACCUCAAACGACAAUUUUGUUUUAAAGGAGCAUGUAAAUCCUGACGGGAGUAAAUAUGCAGAGAUGAUGCUUCAGAAGCAAUUAGACAGAGAGGAAGUUCCACAUCUGUUUUUAAAGCUUUUAGCAGUAGAUGGUGGGAGUCCACAGAGAUCUGGCACAGUGAAUAUAAACAUAAAUGUUCUUGAUGCAAAUGACAAUGCGCCUGUGUUUAACCAGUCAGUUUAUAAAGCAACGGUGAUUGAGAAUGCAGCAAAGGGCACUCAUAUUUUUUCUGUAAAUGCUACAGAUGCAGAUACCGGAUCAAAUAGUUACAUCACAUAUUCAAUUUCAAACGUGAAGAGCAAUGUAGCUGAUUUGCUGUCUAUUGAUCAAGUAACUGGUGCCUUAUAUGUUUCAGGUCCAAUGGAUUUUGAGAAGGAUAAAAAAUACGAGCUUAGAAUUGAUGCAAAGGAUCAGGGAGGUUUAACGGAUUCAUGUAAAGUUGUAAUAGAAGUGACUGAUGUAAAUGACAACGCCCCUGUCAUAAGCGUGAUGUCAUUCACUAGUCCUGUGUCAGAGGACUCUCCUCCUGGAACAACUAUUGGGAUCAUAAAUGUUAAAGAUCUUGAUUCAGGUGAUAAUGGACAAGUGAACUGUAGAAUUGAAGAAAAUGCACCUUUUAAGAUUAAAUCCAAUUUAAGAAAUUAUUACACUUUGGUCACAGAUACUGUAUUAGAUCGUGAAAGUGUUUCAGAGUAUAACAUCACUGUAGUUGUAACAGAUGCAGGAAUGCCUCCUCUCUCGUCAAAGAGAACCUUUCAUUUGAAGGUCUCUGAUGUGAACGAUAAUGCACCAGUGUUUCCACAAGGUGUUUAUAAUGCGUUUAUCACAGAGAAUAACUCUCCAGGUGUGUCUGUUAUCACACUGAGGGCCAGAGAUCCUGAUGAAAACCAAAACGCCAGAAUAUCUUAUAUUCUGGAAGACACUAAUAUCGGUGGAUCCCCAGUUUCUGGUUAUGUCUCAGUUAAUGCAGAAAGCGGAGUAGUGCACGCAGUGCGUUCAUUUGAUUAUGAGCAGCUGAAAGAACUGGUUUUUGUGGUCAAAGCGCAGGAUGGAGGCUCUCCUCCACUCAGUAGCAACGUGACAGUGAAAAUGAUUAUCCAGGACCAGAACGACAACCCCCCUCAGGUCCUGUACCCAGUCCAGACUGGUGGGUCAGUAGUGGCUGAGAUGGUGCCUCGUACAGCAGAUGUGGGUUACCUGGUGACUAAAGUGGUGGCUGUUGAUGUGGACUCUGGACAGAAUGCCUGGCUCUCGUAUAAACUGCAGAAAGCCACAGACAGGGCGCUGUUUGAAGUGGGCUUACAGAAUGGAGAAAUCAGAACUAUCCGCCAAGUGAAUGAUAAAGAUGCUGUGAAACAAAGACUGACUGUUAUAGUGGAGGACAACGGGCAGCCGUCUCGUUCAGCUGCAGUCAUUGUUAACGUGGCGGUGGCGGACAGCUUCCCUGAAGUGCUGUCUGAGUUCACUGACUUUACACACGACAAGGAGUACAAUGACAACCUGACUUUUUACUUAGUGCUGGCUUUGGCUGUAGUGUCCUUCCUCUUCAUCACGUGUGUGGUGGUUAUUAUAUCAGUGAAAAUCUACAGAUGGAGACAGUCUCGCACCCUGUUUCACUCCAACCUCCCUGUGAUUCCAUAUUAUCCACCACGUUACUCAGACACUUUGGGCACAGGGACUCUCCAGCACGUGUACAAUUACGAGGUGUGCAGGACGACUGACUCCAGAAAGAGUGACUGUAAGUUCGGCAGAGCUGGUAGUCAGAACGUGCUGAUAAUGGACCCCAGUUCUACAGGGACCAUGCAGCGGAUACAGAGUGAGAAGAGCAUCCUGGAUGAACCAGACUCUCCUCUAGAGGUCAGUUAA